Messenger RNA from Emericellopsis atlantica, 759 nucleotides. RefSeq lists its product as uncharacterized. Lineage: Eukaryota; Fungi; Ascomycota; Sordariomycetes; Hypocreales; Bionectriaceae. The transcript has a single exon. The record is from RefSeq and is a predicted model, not a curated record. The coding region runs from base 1 to 759 and encodes 252 amino acids.
AUGGCCGAAUUCCCCCAGUUCUCCCUCAUGGCCCCUGAGCUGAAAGACUUGAUCUGGGGCAAUGCGGCCAAACUCCAAGACUACCCGUACAACAUCCUCGAGCAACGCAACGGCUCCGACAUUGAACGAACCCCCGGCCUGCGCAUCAUCGGCACCGUCCACUCGUCCUUUAGCCAGGUCAACGUGGCCGCCAACGUGGCGGUAAGUAACCACCUCCGGACCCUCAAGUACACGAGCCCCAUUGACCAUAUACAGCGCACCCUUCUCGUCGACUACGACACGUCCAUCCUCUACCUGGGCUUUCUCUUUGACGAGCCCUGGGUUGUCAACGACCCCAACAACCAGCUGAUCCUGCACGACCCGGAGCCGGCAUGGUACUCCAUCAGCAACAGCUGCCUGAAGAAAAUCAAGCACGUCAUCAUCGCCUGGCACAGCAUCUCCCUCAUGUACAGCAUCCACCGUCUGGCGCAGGACCUGCCCAACCUCGAGACCAUGGUGCUCGACAAGACGUAUUUCAACUCCGUCGACCCCUUUGGCGAGACGUGGGAGUGGGACGCCUACUGCGGCGUGGACGACCUCAAGAGGACGCCUGCGCGUCGGGCUCGGUAUCUACGCGCCGUGUUUGACCAGACGCCUGCUGACGAUGUGAAUCGCGACAAUCCAGAGGAGGUGGCGGUGGAGAAUGAUGUGGCCAGGGAGUGGGAGAAUCCGCCCACCCUCCGCAUCAUCACCAUGGGUCCUCGAUUUUGGUGGCAUUAG